This is a messenger RNA of Sinocyclocheilus rhinocerous, 1650 nucleotides long. Its product is annotated as NACHT, LRR and PYD domains-containing protein 3-like. The coding region runs from base 1 to 1650 and encodes 549 amino acids. Gene Ontology annotation, cellular component: cytoplasm. The record is from RefSeq and is a predicted model, not a curated record. The transcript has 2 exons. NCBI's taxonomy places the organism in Eukaryota, Metazoa, Chordata, Actinopteri, Cypriniformes, Cyprinidae.
AUGGAGGGUCUGGACGCUGACAGAAUUUGGGAGAUAGUACAUCAGUACAAGUUGUCUGUCAAACAGAAGUAUGAGAGUAAGUGGAGCUUCAUGACUGGUGAACAAGAGUCAUUUUCUGCCCUCUAUACUGAACCACUGAUCAUUCAGAAAAACAGAAACGGCAGUUUUAAGAUCACCCAUGUGCAUGAGUUUUUUCACUUGUAUAGGGCAGUGACUGUCAUUCUCCAAGGCGACUCUGGCAGUGGCAAAUCCCUUAUAGCGCAAAAGAUCACAUUGGACUGGGCAUCUGAAGAGUUUUCUACUAGUCGUUUUUAUCUAGUUUUCUAUCUGAGGUGUGAAGAGCUGAUGUGUAUUUCUGAGGAGAUUAACUUAAUUGAGCUCUUGAGCUACAGCUGUAGUUUAACAUCAGAUCAGAUCUCACAGAUACUACAGCAUUCACCAGAGAAAGUGCUUUUCAUCAUUGAUGGAUUUGAUGAACUGAGACUUUCACAGGACAUUUAUGACAUGUCAGCACACACUAAUCCACUUCAGAAAGCCCCACCUGAGGUCAUUCUUUGUGCCCUGUUGAGGAGAUACCUCAUCCCUGAGACCAACCUGCUGGUCACCACCAGAACUAAGAACACAGUGAACAAGCUGCUGAAAGGACAAAAGUGUUUUACUGAGAUCAUGGGCUUUUCUGUGAGGAAGGUUGCGGGAUACUUCCAGAAGUUCUUCACGAAAGAGUAUGACUGUGUGAGAACAAAUGAAACCCUCCUCACUGCCUGUUCCAUUCCUGUUAUCCGCUGGAUAAUCAGUGAGAUGUUCAAGGUUGGUGCAAAUGUAACAAGUGGACUGGAAACCACCACCUCCAUCUAUGUUGACUUUGUGUCCACUCUAGUGGAGCAUCACUGCCAGGGUUUGAGUCAGUCUGUGCCGAACCUGCUGAGGAGUCUGGGUCAGCUGGCAGAGAGAGGGAUGCUGGAACAACAAGUGCUGUUUGAUGAGAAAACUGUAAAUGAAUCCAUUUCAGAACCUGCUGGCAGUCCAGUCCUGUGCAACUUCCUCUCUAAGAGAAGAAUCCAUCAGGAGACAAUGUUCACUUUCAUGUAUCAUAGCUUUCAGGAGUUCUUCACUGCUCUGUACUAUGUUCUUCUGGAUGCAGAAGAGUCUCAGAGGAAAGUGAGGGAGCUGCUUCACACUGUAGAGAGAGGUUGGGCAUUGUCUGAUUGGUCUGAUAGGGAAUUUUCAAUGGCAGAUGUAGAAGUGAGACAUACAAAACUGCUGCAACCUGUGAUUCUCUUCCUCUGUGGUCUUUGUAAGAAAGAAUGGAUCCCCUCAUUCUUUGAAAAGCUCAACAUGGCUGUUUCUAUCAGCAUAGAAACCCAGCUUAAGGAAUGGAUCAGUACAUAUUCACAGAGAUAUCAAAGUGAACACAUGCUGUUCAUUCUCCAUUGUCUCUAUGAGCUUCAUGAGAAGAGUUUCAUUAGAAAAGUCUUGGAAAAAUUGGUUUUGAUAGAUCUGUCGAAUUCACCACUGAAAAGGACAGACUGUUGGGUGUUGAAGUACUGUUUACAGUGCUGUGAACACAUCAGAAACCUGAAACUCCUUGUAACAUCUGAUAAUCUGAAGAUGCUCCAGCCUGAACUGUACCGCUGUAAAGAGCUGUGGUGA